AUGAUCGUCAUUGAGUAUAGCAAUAAGCGCUCACUGAUAUUGCACGAUUCUAAGGAUAAUAAUUCCAGAAACGAAAGUGCGACAGACAGUGAGAACGUCCCUGUGUCCGAUAUCAGCUUCGAACGAUCUUUGCGAUCAAAGCGAUCCAGCAAGUUUGCAUUUCGAAAUCGGAAGGCCAUCGUUUCCGACGAUUCCUCGAACAUCCUAUUGCUCGCAAACGACAGAAUAGGUGUUGCCAAGCAUGAUUCCGAAUUGUACCAUUGGAAGGUCACCACAGACAAAGGCAACAACACAGAUGCAUUACAUGAGAGCGAUUCGGAGCAGCAUAAAGAAAGUGUGGAAGAAGCAUCGAAAAUCAAGAAGAAGAGAAAAAGAAGAUUUUUAACAAUCUGCACGGCAAACUGCAAGUACGACGUGGUUAGACGUGUGGCUACGCGAUUCGGAAUGAGGGAAGUUACGGAGGACAGCAGCUGGGAUCUCUAUUGGACCGACCUGAGCGUCAGCGUGGAGCGUGCCAAGGACAUGAAGAGAUUCCAGAGGGUCAAUCACUUUCCUGGAAUGACAGAGAUAUGCAGGAAGGACUUACUCGCCCGUAAUCUCAAUCGAAUGUUGAAGCUGUUCCCGAAAGACUACAACUUUUUCCCGAAAACUUGGUGCUUUCCUGCCGAUCACGGCGACGCGAUGGCUUAUGCCAAAUCGCGACGGUCGAAAACUUUCAUCGUCAAACCGGAUGCGGGCUGUCAAGGACGCGGCAUUUACCUAACGAAACACUUGAAGGACAUCAAACCGAGCGAACGUUUAAUCUGCCAAGUGUAUAUCGCAAGGCCCUUCUUAAUAGAUGGAUACAAAUUUGAUCUACGUAUUUAUGCACUAAUUACGGCAUGCGAUCCUCUCAGGAUCUACGUGUAUAAUGAAGGGCUCGCAAGAUUUGCCACGUGUAAGUACAAGGAACCGACCAGUCACAAUGCUUCUAAUAUGUUCAUGCACUUAACGAAUUACUCCGUUAACAAGCACAGUCGAAUGUACAUCAUUGAUAAUGAGAUUGGCAGCAAGAGAAAGAUAUCAACGUUGAACAAUUGGCUAAACGCAAGAGACAUCGAUGUGGAUGAACUGUGGGAUAAGAUUGAUGGAAUUAUAAUUAAAACCGUGGUUGCCGCAUAUCCUGUGUUGAAACACAGUUAUCACGCGUGCUUCUCUACGCACGAUAAAACUUACGCAUGCUUCGAGCUUCUAGGAUUCGACAUUUUACUCGACUGGAAGCUCAAACCUUACCUUCUCGAAGUAAAUCAUUCACCAAGCUUUCAUACGGAUGCACAAAUAGAUAAAGAUGUAAAAGAGGAAUUGCUGAUGGACACCUUCGAUAUAUUGAAUCUUCAGCAAUGCGAUAAGAAAAAAAUAAUAGAAGAGGACAAAAAACGAAUCAGAGAGCGUCUUCUUCAAGGUAUAAGCGGAAAAGAUAGUAGUCUAGCUAACGACUCGACAGCUACAAUGAGAUCUGAGAAGAAUGAAAACGAUUACAUGCAGAGACAGUUUCAGUGGGAAGACCACCAUAUGGGCAAUUUCCGAAGAAUUUACCCGUGCCUCGGCGAAGAUAAGUAUCAAUCUUUCUUCACACAAAACGCGCUUUCUGUUUUCCAAGAUACGGUGGCGUCGAGAGCACGGGAAGAAGCAUUAAGGAUAGAAAGGGAAGAAAAUGAAUUAAAAACAAAAGAGGAAGAACGCAAAAGAGUAUUCGGGAAAUGGAGCGAGCAAAAAUUGAGCUCUGAAAGCUCAAGCGCGUCGAAAAAAUCGCAAGAAAGAAGUAAAUCCGCAGGCGUACUAAAGAAAAACAUCAAUAAGCAAGACGCACAAGAAUCUCCUACCAACGCCCUGUAUUCUUUCGAGCCUGAAAUUAUAUCCGAGUCUGAGGAGAGGGAGCGAAUAACGGCCCUAGCACAAAGGGAUUUUCUCAUCAAGAGUUAUGGCAUGCUUGAACAGAUAUACAUGGCGAUGAAGAGGAAUGGCACGCUACGACCCGCCGACGAGAGGAAGUACGGACUGUACGGUCGGCUGGGAUUACAUGCGAACACAAGCCACAGCACGUGUUCGCACAAGCUCCAUCAUCGCCAAAACGGCCAUCAGGACACCGUGCAACCAACCGCAAACCAAUGCUUGCAAUGUUCUCAAAGACGAAACGAACACAAAAUGGUGGAACAGGAACGUCAGUUCAACAAUUCAAACAGAAGCAUGUGGUUGACGUGUAACGAGGCGCUUGUUUAUGUUCGUCCGAAAAUACCGCAAAAAUUAUGGACAGAAGAAAUAAAUUGUAACGAUCACAGAGGUCGUGUAACAAAAGCACACGUUGCUAGAACACUAUCAAAUACCGUGCGUUUGCACACGCUUGAGAGAAGAGAAUCUUUCCAUUCUGCGAAAUCCAGAAUUAACGCUGCCAUCCAACAUUGAACAUAAAAUGGACAUUUUCUAGGAUAAGAAAAUGAUUACAAAAAUAUAAUAAAAUAAUUUUUUUUAAAUGACAUCUUUAUACGAAAAAUACGAAAGUUAUCGAUUAAAAACACUGACCAGAAGAAAAUUUAGAUAAUUAUUAUAAAGAAGACUGCGAUAUCUUGUGGCUAAUUUUGCUAAUGUCAAUCAAAUGAAGAUUAAUAACAACAACACUCAUAAUAAUAUUGAGAAAUUAAAAAAAUUUUAUAUUAAAUAUAUUAUAUAUUCUUAUAUAAAAGAGAUCACUUUUCCGCAUUAGGAAAAAGCUUUAUGUAAAUCCUUAUUCUGGAAAGAGUUUAAACGAGAAAGGAAAAUAAACUGUGUGGCUUGUCUGAUAUCCAGAAACUUAGGACAUAUGUUACGUUGGUGCGUAUGCGGAUGCUAUUUCAAGGUAGAGAACAGUAAUAUAAAAAUCAACAAUGUAUCGGUUUGUUAUUUAAAGUGCCAUAUAAAUAUGUACAAUAGAUGUAUGAGUGAACAUGUACAUGUCGCAUAAGAGUGGGAGUUAGGUACGCGUCGCUGCGUAUGUAAAAUGGUCGCCAGUCUAUAAUAUGUAUAACAAUUUUUUUAUUGCUGAUAUAUAUAUAUAGAUUCUGUAUUCACAUGAUAAAAAAUAAUCUAUGAACAAUUUAUCGCGUACUGGUGUUGCCUCGUUCAUGAUAUCGCGUCCACAUCGUUUUAUCGUAGCGUAUUGCCGGAUACGCUUUCUUCAGCUUCUCUUUUUGUUUACUCUUAUCGUUUUGUGUCGCAAUCGUGGUGGACGCGCUUUUUUUAAGUGUUACGGCAUACGUAAUCGCAUAAGUAAAAAAAAUAAUUAUAAUUGAGAGAAUCCAAAGUUCCUUCCGUUCUCUUCCAUGAGAUAACAAUAAUUUGCAUUGUACAAAAUAAUAUAUAAUGUACACUACGCCAAAAUUUACAAUCUAUAAGAAUCGCGUUGCAUUCUCUCCUAAAUUUCUAAAUCGCGAUCGGAUUUUCUAAAUUACAAUCUUUUUCAUCUUCGAAUUAAGAAACGUAACACGUUAAAAAUAAUAGCGACACUUUGCAGAAUCCACGCAUAUAUGACGAUGUAAUGUCGGCCACCCUGACUGUAAAUUCUAUGUUUUAUGUCAAUGUAA
This is a messenger RNA of Linepithema humile (Argentine ant), 3596 nucleotides long. RefSeq names its product tubulin polyglutamylase TTLL13-like. Gene Ontology annotation, biological process: protein polyglutamylation; microtubule cytoskeleton organization. The record is from RefSeq and is a predicted model, not a curated record. Gene Ontology annotation, cellular component: cilium. Lineage: Eukaryota; Metazoa; Arthropoda; Insecta; Hymenoptera; Formicidae. Gene Ontology annotation, molecular function: tubulin binding; tubulin-glutamic acid ligase activity.